Molecule: messenger RNA, 2364 nt
Organism: Gallus gallus (chicken)
Lineage: Eukaryota; Metazoa; Chordata; Aves; Galliformes; Phasianidae
Product: protocadherin beta-15-like
Exons: 2
Coding region: 92-1621 (509 amino acids)
Biological process (GO): homophilic cell-cell adhesion
Cellular component (GO): plasma membrane
Molecular function (GO): calcium ion binding
Source: RefSeq, a predicted model, not a curated record
GCACCCGACAGCUAUUUAGUUUGGACCCUGAGAGCCGGGGAGAUUCGGGUCCUGGGGAAUCCUGGACUUCGAGGAUGCAAAAAACCACGAGAUGGUGGUAAGAGCCACGGAUGGCGGUGGUCUGUCUGCGCACUGCAGAGUGCACGUGGAGGUGCUGGACGUGAACGACAACGCGCCGGAGAUCGCGCUGAGCUCCGUGAGCGCCUCCAUCCCCGAGGACGCCCCGCCCCGCACCGUGGUGGCCCUGCUGAGCGUGCGGGACCGCGACUCCGGCGACAACGGGCGGACGGAGUGCGCCAUCGAGGGCGACGUGCCGUUCAGCCUGACGGCCGCUUUCGCCAACCACUACGAGCUGCGCACCAGCGCGGCCCUGGACAGGGAGACGACGGCCGAGUACAACGUGAGCAUCGUGGCCACGGACUGGGGCCGGGCGCGGCUGAGCGCUCGCGAAAGCGUGUCGGUGCGCAUCGCCGACGUGAACGACAACGCGCCGCGCUUCACGCAGGCGGCGUACAGCAUGUCGGUGAGCGAGAACGAGGCGGGCGCGGUGCGGAUCGGCAGCGUGAAGGCGACGGACGCGGACGCGGGCGCGAACGGGCGCGUGAGGUACGCGCUGGUGCGGGAGGAGGGCGAGGAGCGGCCCGCCGUGUCGGUGGACGCCGAGAGCGGGGCCGUGUCCGUCGUGCGGCCGCUGGACUACGAGGAGGUGCGCGCCGUGGAGGUGACGGUGCGCGCCGCCGACGGGGGCUCGCCGCCGCGGAGCGCCACGGCGCUGCUGCGGGUGCUGGUGCGGGACGAGAACGACAACGCGCCCGUGGUGCUGCACCCGCCGGCCGACGGCGGCGCGGCGCUGGGCGAGCUGGUGCCGCGGCGGGCGCGGGCGGGCUACCUGGUGGCCAAGGUGGUGGCGGUGGACGCGGACGCGGGGCAGAACGCGUGGCUGUGCUACGAGCUGGCCAAGGCGACGGAGCCGGGGCUGUUCCGCGUGGGGCUGCACAGCGGCGAGGUGCGCACGGCGCGGGCCGUGGGCGAGCGCGACGCGGCCCGGCACAGGCUGGUGGUGCUGGUGCGGGACCGCGGGCGGCCGCCGCGCUCCGCCAGCGCCACCCUCGCCGUCGCCCUGGCCGACGGCUUCUCGGAAGGCCACCUGCGGGCGAGCGAAGAGGCGCCGGCCGCCGAGCCCGACGGCCGCCUCACCCUCUACCUCAGCGUCUGCUUGGCCUGCGUGUCCGCGCUCUUCGUGGCCGGCGCGGCGGCCGCCGUGGCCGCCAAGGUGCGGCGGGCCCGGCGGGGCGAGCCGGGGACCUUGCCCACCUUCCCGCAGUCCGCCGCCGACAGCAGCGCCGGCUCCCUGCCCCGCAGCUACGUCUACGACGUCCGCCUCGCCGCCGGCACCGUCAACAGCGAGUUCCGCUUCCUCGGGCCGCUCUUGCCCUGCUUCCCCGCCGGGCUGCCGCAGGGCGCGGCCGAGCAGCGGAGCUCGCUCUGCUCGGCCGGCCUCGGGCAAGAAGAAGGCGACUGGGCUGUGCAGGGCCGAGCUCCCCUCUCUGAAGGCACGGCUCCCGGGGCAGCAGAGGAGAAUGCCAGUUUGGAUCAAAGCCCCUGGCUCAGCCAUCAGUAAGGGAGGAGGAGGAGCAGCAUCUCGGUCCUCGUGGGCUGAUAUCUUCGAAGUGAAUGAAGGAGAGACCAAACACGCACCAAAAAUGUACCAGGGAAAUGCAGUACUGCUCUGUGAGUGAGCAAGGACACUUCUCUGAACCAGUACUUUACAUAUUUAUUCUGAUUUUUUAUUGAUAACUUUGGCGGAUGUUGCAUGCUGGGAACACUGAGCUUUGAUAUCUAAUUGUUGUAGUGCUAUUGCUCCUAAGUGUUAAGUGUAAACAGGGAAAAAAUAUUCUUAUUAUAUUCACGCUAUCGUUUUCUUACAUGUGCUUUUUCUUACAUGCAUUCAUUUUUGUUGUCAAGUGGAAUCUCUACUCAUGUAAUCUAUUCCAUGCCAGGCUGUGCAGCAGUUCAUCUAACCUGAAUGUUUCCAGCAAAGGCAUUCUUGAGUAACACUGAGAAGUUGGCUGCCUUUGAGAUGGCUGACAUUCACACAUUGCACAACCAACCAGGAGUUCAGCAGUUCCCCACACUGUAAAGAGUCCUCUUUGAGCACUGUAUUUGCAUUGGGUUUGGUUUGGCUUGUUUCCCAACCUGAAGUCUAAAUGAAUGGUUCUUGAGCAUUUCAGGAUUAUAGAAUAUAGAUAUGAAGAGAUAAUAAAAUCUUCAAAGCCAUGUGCUAUUUCCCAUUGCUCACAUAUUUCCUGGAGUUGAAUGCCUGGUCACAGAAACCAAUAAAAUCUGCUGAGAAAUCUGUCGGAA